Eublepharis macularius is the source of this 388-nucleotide messenger RNA. Its product is annotated as MIEF1 upstream open reading frame protein. The record is from RefSeq and is a predicted model, not a curated record. The transcript has 2 exons. Bases 170 to 382 code for a protein of 70 amino acids. NCBI's taxonomy places the organism in Eukaryota, Metazoa, Chordata, Lepidosauria, Squamata, Eublepharidae.
UGUUGCCGAGUGACCCCGCGAGCUCAGCCGGGAGUGGGAAGAGGUGGGGUCGGAGCCCCUGAAACACGACGCAGCCGCCGCCGUGAAGGGGCCAGAAGACGCGGCCGGGGUUUUAACUCUCGUCUCUCCCGCGGGUACAUUCAAUUCACCCUCCCUCUGUUCAUCCUCCAUGGCAGCGUGGACCCGUGAAGCAGUGCUAAGCCUCUAUCGCAUUCUGCUGCGUCAGGGACGUGGCCUGCGCUAUACUGACCGUGAUUUCUACUUCACCACAAUCCGGAAAGAGUUCCGCAAAAACCAACAUCUUAAGCGGCUUGACGAUAAGGAGAGACAACUGGAGAAAGGCCAGGCUUUCUUGCGCACCAAACUAGGUGGCCUGGUUUAGAAAUUU